Ylistrum balloti is the source of this 1415-nucleotide messenger RNA. Its product is annotated as proton-coupled amino acid transporter 1-like. Gene Ontology annotation, molecular function: amino acid transmembrane transporter activity. Gene Ontology annotation, cellular component: vacuolar membrane. The transcript is spliced from 8 exons. Bases 1 to 1359 code for a protein of 452 amino acids. Gene Ontology annotation, biological process: amino acid transmembrane transport. Lineage: Eukaryota; Metazoa; Mollusca; Bivalvia; Pectinida; Pectinidae. The record is from RefSeq and is a predicted model, not a curated record.
AUGCGAUGUGACCUCUCGUUGUGUGAUCUUUUCGAAAGGAAUCUUGCCAGUUUGAUGCACCUGCUGAAGGGAAACAUCGGUACAGGUGUCCUGGCCAUGCCGUCGGCUUGUAAAUAUGCUGGGCUUCCUAAUCAACAUACAGCUGGACCAGUGGGUGUCUUGGUGAUUGGAUUCAUUGCCACACAUUGUAUGCACAUGCUAGUCAACUGUAGCAGGAAACUGUGUAAAAGGACAGAAGGGCUAUGUGCACUCGGGUAUGCUGAGAUUCUAGAAGAAAGCCUGAGAACAGGACCACCACGAUUACAGAGAUUUCACCGACAUGGCAGGUACACAAUCAAUGGAUUUCUGCUUCUGACACAAUUUGGAUUUUGCUGUGUCUACAUUUUAUUUGUUGCUCAGAAUGUCCAACAGGUGAUACAAUCAUUCCACUCAGACAGUCCUGAUGUAAAAAUUUACCUGCUGGUGUCCGCGGCGCUUCUUAUACCUUACUGCUUUGUGAAGAACUUGAAGCAUCUGGCACCGUUUUCCACAUUUGCCAACCUGUUGGUCAUAGUAGGCCUUGUGAUCGUUUUCCAGGAACUUGUUCAGGGCCUCCCUGACGUCAGUUCUCGUCCUGCUAUAACACCGGUAGACAAACUUCCUCUCUACUUUGGCACAGCUAUGUUUGCCUUUGAGGCUAUAGGAUUGGUAAUGCCAAUUGAAAACAAAAUGCGACAUCCUGAGGAUUUUGGAGGCUGUGUUGGUAUCCUUAACCUUGGGAUGACCUUUGUUGUCUGCCUCUACACAGCGAUGGGUUUCUAUGGUUACCUUAAAUAUGGCGAGGAAGCAGAAGGCAGUAUUACCCUCAACUUGCCCAGUAAAAAUUGGUUGUUUAUAUCUGUAAAUCUCAUGUAUGCCAUUGCCAUCUUUAUUUCGUACGGCCUACAGCUGUACGUUGUCGUUCGGAUAAUAUGGCCAGCGAUAGAGGCCAAAAUCAGUUCAAGGAAAAUGAAGAUCAUGUCGGAAUAUAUAUUCAGGACUUCACUGGUGCUUGCUACGUGUGGGAUAGCGAUGGUGGUGCCACACCUAGACCUGAUGAUAUCCCUGGUCGGCUCAUUAGCCAGUAGCUCAUUAGCAUUGAUGUUCCCUCCGCUGAUUGAAAUCAUCACUUAUUCAGCAGAAGGCGAACGGCUGUCCGUCAUCUCCGUAAUUAAGAACCUCCUUAUUAUCUUGCUUGGAAUUGUGGGAUUUGCCACUGGUACAUUUUCUGCUAUGCAGGAAAUUAUUCGAACAUUCCAUGACACUUCUGGUGAUGGGGGAGGCAUGAAUACUACAGUAAUGGCUGGGUUAGGUUUAUCAGAAGUCCAGACUUACAGCUGAUUAUAACUAUAUAAUGCUCUCUGUGAUAGUAGUCUUUUUGUCAAUUUUUUCAUUUC